AUGCUCAUCCGUGUCCGCUCGAAGAAUGGUACAUGGCGCGUGGGGGACUUGACGCCAGCAUCCACCAUCGCGGACAUUAAGCGCUGGAUCUUCGACCAGCAUUCGAUCGCUCCAGCGCAGCAGCAGCUUGCACUGGACCAACAGGGCGCUCAGCAGACCACAGACGCACAGACUCUGCGCGAGUUGCGUGUUGGCCAUGGUGACAUGCUGUUCCUAGACUACGACGGCGAGACGGUGUCCACGGGCGGCACCGUGGGCACCAAGAUCAAUGCGGAUGGUACACUCACGCGCGUAGCGUAUCACGACCGCGCCGACAAGCAGGCAUUCCGUCCAGGCAUGAAGUCCCUGCGAGACAUGAAGAUGUACUGGACACUGGGCGAGUUCAUGCGUAUGGACGCCCAGUUCGAGUUCAAAAUCAGCGCGCAGAAGGAGCCACAUGUGGCAAAGGUGCAUCUGGAUGGCGCGAGCUGCAACGACUUCCAAGCGUAUCUGCGUCAGUUCGCCUUCCAGCAGUCGCGCUGCGGUUGGCUCUACGGCUCUGUGGAUUCCGAGACUAAGGAAGUGACGGUGGACUUUAUCUAUGAGCCUCCGCAAGAGGGCAACCCGUACGGCUUUGAGGUGCUGGACGACCCCAACGCAGACAAAGUGGACGCUGUGGCAGAAGCACUGGGCUAUGAGAAGGUGGGCUGGGUGUUCUCGCACCCACCUCGCGAAGACGAAGACUUCCACUUUUCGGCAAGAGAGAUCCUGCUGGCGGCUCAGCUGCAGGCUGAUGCAGGCGGCAAGGGCUCGCUAUUCCUUACGCUCAAGGUGACGCUAGAUAAAGAGGGCCAGGCGUCGUUUGAGGCCUUCCAAGUCAGCGACCAGUGCGUUGAGAUGUUCGCGGCUGGCGCACUGAUGGAGACCGAACAGAACCCCAAGGCCUGUGCAGUCAGCGACACAUUCACGGCUCUUGUGGAGGCCAAGCCGGCGACUGAGGUGGACAACAACUUCUUCCUGUGCGUGGUUCCCGUCGUGCCGCACGAGUCGCCGCUACGCUGCGAAUUUCCCAAACUCAAUCGUGAGGGUGCCUACCGCAACCGCGCGGCGCUCAAGACUCAGCUGCAAAAGUAUCGCGACGAGCCGUACGCCAAGCGCAUCAGCGACUUCCAGCUUUUGGUGUUUCUAUCAGAUUUUCUUGACGUGCAGACCGACAUCCCGGCCAUCUGCCAGGCCGUACGCGAUCCCAACACCCCGCUGGACUCAGGCUAUCCGAUUCUCAUCGACUCGGUCGCUGGCAGCCAGUGA
Phytophthora nicotianae INRA-310 is the source of this 1287-nucleotide messenger RNA. RefSeq lists its product as hypothetical. Gene Ontology annotation, biological process: ubiquitin-dependent protein catabolic process. The transcript has a single exon. Bases 1 to 1287 code for a protein of 428 amino acids. Gene Ontology annotation, cellular component: nucleus. NCBI's taxonomy places the organism in Eukaryota, Oomycota, Peronosporomycetes, Peronosporales, Peronosporaceae. The record is from RefSeq and is a predicted model, not a curated record. Gene Ontology annotation, molecular function: ubiquitin protein ligase binding; ubiquitin binding.